AUGAAGAUACCAGCCUUCUUGAAACCUGGUCUUCUGACUGUGGGACUUUUGACUUCCCAAUCCUCAGCGGCCCUCUACCAUACUCCAGUUGACACCGAAUAUGGCAAAGUCCAAGGUUUCAAGUAUUUCAACAGCUCUACGACCCAGAAAUACUUCAAUCUCUCGGAUAGUCAAAUCACUGCUUUCAUCGGCAUCCCCUAUGCUGCAAAUACCGCCUACGAGAAUCGUUGGAAACCUGCUCAGCGCCGCGAGCGGUGGAACGGCACCCUUCAGGCCCAUGACUUUGGACCUGCGUGUCCUAUCGCCCAUCAAGCCGCUACCUACAACAUCAGCGAAGACUGUUUGUCCGUGAAUAUCUGGACUCCCGCAAAUUCUAGCUCGGAUAGUCUUCCUGUGUUGGUAUGGAACUACGGCAGCGGCGAGACAAGCGCAGAACCUCGCUACGACGGUGGCGGGCUCGCGACGAAGGACGUGGUCGUGGUGACCUACAACUACCGAGAUGCCGCGUUCGGUUUCCUGGCCCAUCCCACUCUCAACGAGGAGUCCGGACAUAACUCUUCCGGCAACUACGGGAUAAUGGACUUCUUCACUGUUCUUAAAUGGGUGCAGAGCAACAUCGCCAACUUUGGUGGUGAUCCGGACAAAGUGACUAUCGCGGGUCAAUCAUUCGGCUCUGCGCAGGUUUACCACGCGGUCAAUAGUCCACUGGCAAAAGGCCUCUUUAGGGGCAUGAUUGCCGAAAGUGGAAUUCGCCAUCCCUACGACCCUCUUCUAGCUGGCUUGGCGGAUUCAUAUCAAACAAUGGAGAAGGCGGUUGAGACUGGUAUCAACUAUACCACAUCUCACAACGUCAGCACCAUUGCCGAGCUUCGCACCUUGAGCAUGGAGCAGCUUCUUGUCGGCAGCGACGAUCGCCAGGAAAUCGACAAUCUGACCGCUCUGUGGACAAUGGAUCCUCCGCUCUUCAAAACGACGUUGGACGGCUACGUCGUGCCGAAGAAAUACAUCGACUCUCUACGUGAUGGACCCGCAAACGACGUCCCCAUGAUCACAGGCAACAACAAGGACGAGAGCGGUGCGUCUACAUCGACGAACUACACGGUCGAAGAAUACAAGAUGUACAACAAACAGUGGUAUGGCGACGACCUGUUCAGCAAGUUCCUGCAACUGUACCCUGCACGAAAUGACAGCGAAGCCGACCGAUCAUGGAAUGCAGCCGCCCGCGAUCUCUCUCUCGUAUCAUCUUACCAGUUCGCAAAUGGUUGGAUCGAGUCUGCGAAAAGCCCGUUCUACACCUACUACUGGGACCAUGCUCCUCCAGGACAGAACCAGGGGGCAUUCCACAUGGCUGAAAUUAACUAUGCCCUGAGGAACCUAUACAAGACCGACCUUCCAUGGACCGCUUAUGACUUCUACCUCUCCGAUGUGAUGUCUUCGUACUGGGCUAACUUCGUUAAGACAGAAGACCCUAAUCUAGGAGGAUCCUUGACGAUGGGAAACCUAACCCGAUGGAAGCCGAAUGAAUCCGACAAGCCAACCGUGAUGCAUCUGGGAGAUGGGUUUGGUGAGAUUCCGAUUGCCACUCGGGAGCGAAGAGAACUGCUUUCUGCGUUUUUGAAGAAGUACCAGCCUUACUAG
Molecule: messenger RNA, 1638 nt
Organism: Aspergillus affinis
Lineage: Eukaryota; Fungi; Ascomycota; Eurotiomycetes; Eurotiales; Aspergillaceae
Product: carboxylesterase/lipase family protein
Exons: 1
Coding region: 1-1638 (545 amino acids)
Source: RefSeq, a predicted model, not a curated record